AAGAAGCCGCGCUCGUGGUCUAAACGCGCUUGAAGUCUUCGCUUUGCUGAGUGGCUGCAAUGUCCUCUUCCAAGAGGAAAAGCAAGAAGCGGCCGCCUUCAGAAAAGGACUCCGGUCUUGCUGAACGGGACGCAGGCCAAGAGAAGCUCGCGUGGCAGAGUUUGUCAGCUACAGACUUUCUGGACAAGGAAGAUGACCAAGUCCCCCAAAUGUACAGAGGAUCUCUUGUGCAACUGGCACUCAACAACAUGAAACUGGCAGAUAUUUGCAUAGGGCGUCCUGUGCUGCUUACCAGUAAAAAUGGCAAGCAAGAGGUUUGCACGGCAUGGCCUGUUGCAGGCUUCCCUGGUAGAAAAAUUGGCUUAAGUGCAAUUACACAGAAGAACUUGGAAGUGAUACCUGGUGAUAUGGUCUUUGUCCAGCCUGUGACUGGUGCUGUACUUCAGGCAGAGGAAGUAGAAGUAAAGCUGGGGGUUAAAGAUGGCUGUAUUAGUACCGAAGACUUGUCAAUUAGCCUCUUAAGAAACUUAGAUGGAAAGAUAGUAUUACCAGGCAACUUCCUGCAAAUUACUUUCUAUGGCCGGUCUUGUGACCUAAAGGUUACAAAGGUGAAAGGAAUGGAUGGUGUGUUGCUGAAAAUGCAAGAUGUUUUAAAGACACCACAGGAAUAUUCACUGGAAAAUUCAGAUAGCAGUCAUUUCAAUUUAUCUGUUGAACUUGGAAAACUAGUAAUAACAGACAAUAAGGUAUCUACCAGUACCCCACACAAGCAGGAGGAUCAUAGUGUAUCUGUGAACGAUUCUUUAAAUAUUGUGAGGCAUGAAGAAUUGAGUCUUGAUCCAUCAGAGAUACUUGAUAGGGAUGAGGCUGUGAUCUCUAAUCUUCAUUCUGAAUCAACUAUAUCACAAGAUGUUGAGAAAGAUUUUGCAGGUGAAGGAUUACCUUUGGCUGAUAAAACAGGACUGUCACAGAACUGGGAAACAUUUUACUUCAUAUCUUCAAGGACUAGGGUCAGUUUCAUUCAACCACAAGCCAAAGUGGCUGAAGAACACAAGCUUGAACCAAAAAUUACUUACGAUUCAAUAGGUGGACUCAAUAACCAGCUAAAAACCAUAAGAGAAAUGAUUGAACUUCCCCUGAAGCAGCCAGACCUAUUUAGGAAAUAUGGAAUCCCACCUCCAAGAGGCAUGCUAUUAUAUGGUCCUCCAGGUACAGGAAAGACAUUGCUAGCCAGAGCCAUUGCAAAUGAGGUCGAAGCACACUUCUCUACUAUUAAUGGUCCAGAAAUAAUAAGCAAAUUUUAUGGAGAAAGCGAAGCCAGGCUGCGACAGAUAUUUUCUGAAGCCUCUUUACGGCGACCAUCCAUUAUAUUUAUUGAUGAAAUUGAUGCACUCUGUCCAAAGAGAGAAGAAGCCCAGAAUGAAGUUGAAAAAAGAAUUGUAGCAUCAUUGUUAACACUAAUGGAUGGCAUUGGAUCAGAAGGUAAUGAAGGGCAACUCUUAGUUCUUGGAGCCACCAACCGCCCUCAUGCAGUAGAUUCAGCCCUGCGCAGACCAGGACGUUUUGAUAAAGAGAUAGAAAUUGGAGUUCCCAAUUCUCAAGAUCGACUAGACAUCUUAAGGAAGCUUCUCAGUAAGACUCCUCACUCAUUGACAGCAACAGAUUUGACUCAACUGGCAGACAGUGCCCAUGGGUAUGUAGGAGCAGACCUAGCGGCACUGUGCAAGGAAGCAGGAAUGCAUGCUUUACGGAGAAUACUUCGUAAGAAAGAUAAUCUCCUAGAUGAUGAUGUGUCUGAAUCUGUAAUUAUUAAUCACAGUGAUUUCCAGAAGGCAAUGAAUGAUGUCAGGCCCAGUGCCAUGAGGGAGGUGACAAUUGAUGUACCCAAGAUAUCCUGGUCAGAUAUAGGAGGGCUGGAAGAUGUCAAACUGAAAUUAAAGCAAGCUGUUGAAUGGCCACUGAAACAUCCUGAAUCUUUCAUUCGAAUGGGCAUUCAGCCACCAAAAGGAGUACUCCUAUAUGGACCUCCAGGAUGCUCUAAAACUAUGAUUGCUAAGGCUUUGGCUCACGAAAGUGGUCUAAACUUCUUGGCAGUGAAGGGACCUGAAUUGAUGAACAAAUAUGUUGGGGAAUCUGAACGUGCAGUCAGAGAGAUAUUUAGGAAAGCCAGAGCUGUUUCACCAUCCAUAUUGUUCUUUGAUGAAAUAGAUGCCUUGGCUGUAGAACGGGGGAGCUCUUCAAGUUCUGUGAAUGUUACUAAUCGUGUCUUAGCACAAUUGUUGACUGAAAUGGAUGGGAUAGAACAGUUAAAGGAUGUGACAGUUUUGGCAGCUACAAACCGGCCAGAUAUGAUAGACAAGGCUUUGAUACGACCUGGGCGAUUUGACAGAAUUAUAUAUGUUCCUUUGCCUGAUGAAGCAACUCGCAGAGAAGUCUUUAAAAUUCAGUUUUGCAAUAUGCCAGUAUCAUCUGAGGUCAAUUUGGAUGAGCUUGUCAUACAAACAGAAAAGUAUUCAGGAGCAGAGAUAACUGCAGUUUGUAGAGAAGCUGCCCUUCUUGCACUUCAAGAAGAUAUUGAGGCCAAAUGCAUUAUGAAGGAGCAUUUUCAACAAGCUAUGGUUAUUGUGACCCCUAGAAUUCCAGAUUCUCUACAAAAAUGUUAUGAAGCGUAUCAGCAGCAGAGUGGAUUGCAUUCACUUUGAGAAAGUGAUUAAAAGGUGUUCUUUCAAUUCAAAUAUGUAAAAUGAACUUUAUGAAUAGUUUUGUUGAAAGAAAAAAUCAGGUUUUUGAGUAAAAACUAAAGAAGCUUUUGGAAUAAAAAAUAAAGUGUUUUGAAUAAAAAUAAAGUUGAGAAAUGUGUGAAAGCAUGACUGAAACAUCUAAAGCACACCCUGAUAGUGCUUUAAUCAUGGCAAAAGGGGGGGCAGCUGAAAAUCCCAGGCUUGCCCCUCUGAUGACAUUGUAGUACUACGACUUUGCCAUAGCAGCACUAAGCAGGCAAAAUAGAACAAAACAAAUUUGGAACUUGUUCACAAAACAGCUGCCCAUAUCCUGUUCUAAACUAUACAAAACAUAUUUGCCAUUAAUUCAUUUCCCCCAUCAUCACUGCAACCAACUGAAGUUUUCAUAUAAUCUACGUUUCCUUACUUUUUUCAGAGCUUUCAUAUGUAGAUUGCAAGUUGUUUUUUAGCUCUCCAUCAUGACUCUCAAAUCUCUUUCCUCAAGUUAUAUCACUUUAAAAGUAUACUGGAUCACAUUCAAAAUGUUUCUCUUCCCUAAUUCAUAAAGAUUGUUUUGGAGCUCUGUACAAUUCUUUUUCAUUUUUCCCAGUAUAAAAAAUUGGUAUCACCAAUGAAUUCAUGGAUCAUACCUAAUUUCAGAUAAUGUUUAAACAAGUUCAAAGAACUGGUUUUAAAUGGUUUUCUAAACCAUCUGUAUUAUGUUCUUUUCAUUUUUUCUGCCUUUCUAGUCUUUAAUCAGUUAUUGAUCUGUAAGAUGGCUCAUCACAUUGAUUAAAAGAACUUUUUGGAAAACAUUUUGAUACCAAGUGUCUACCAUACUGGAGAUAGGGGGGAAAAUCUUUAAGUCUGUGCAACAAAAUAGACACAGUCUGUUAGCUUCUUCAAGACUAUUCAACUUUAUUAUGGAAAGGUGCUGCUUACAAAAGCUUAUGCCCAAGUAAAGUUGGUUGUUUUUGAAUGUGCUACCUGCCUCAUGUCUACCAAGUGUCUACUAUAUGAACCAGAUCUCCAUUAUUAUUGCUUUGUCAAAUAAUUCUAAAAAAUUAAUUUACUUUUGCAGAAGCCAUGCUAAUCCUUCUCCAGAAAGGCUUGUUCUUCCAGAUUCUUGAUAAUUUUUUUAAAAUAAUGCUUGCUACUGUUUCCAGAACAAUUAUACUACUUAGCCUGUAAUUUCCAGAUUCCCUUUCCAGAUUCCCUUUUAAAAAUUAUUAUCUUAACUAUCUCAAUUGUUGGAUGGUAUUUUAUUGCUGAUUCUAAUCUAUAUUUUUAACUUGUUAAAAUUUUGUUUCAAAUUUUAUUUGCUUUGAAUGCUCAUCAGAACAAAAAGAUGGGGUAUAAAUAAGUUGAUUAAUAUUUAUUGUUUCUAUGGAGGAAAGUACUGCCUCUGUUUCUUUUGUGCUCAUUAUUUUUAUAGUAUGACAAUUUAUACUGAGACAGUGUCCAGCACUUUAAAAGCAUUUUGCAGCACAUGGUUCUAACCAAAAUAAAGUUCCUAUCUGAUGAAAUAAUAAGUUCUUAUAAUUUGAACAAAAAAUGUGGGUAGUGAUUACGUUCUUGUUUCCUGGUGAUCAAGACAAAUUAUUGGAAUGAUCAUGAAUUUUUCUCAUCUCUUGCCAAGCUGAUUAUGCAAACUGGCCAGUGGCAAGUUUUUAGCUGGAUGGGUGUGAAGUCUUAAUCAAAUUUCAGGAGCCA
This is a messenger RNA of Candoia aspera, 4433 nucleotides long. RefSeq names its product AFG2 AAA ATPase homolog A (gene AFG2A). Bases 60 to 2702 code for a protein of 880 amino acids. Lineage: Eukaryota; Metazoa; Chordata; Lepidosauria; Squamata; Candoiidae. Gene Ontology annotation, molecular function: ATP hydrolysis activity; ATP binding. The record is from RefSeq and is a predicted model, not a curated record. Gene Ontology annotation, cellular component: cytoplasm. The transcript is spliced from 16 exons.